This is a messenger RNA of Rhodamnia argentea, 2183 nucleotides long. Its product is annotated as zinc finger CCCH domain-containing protein 14. The transcript has 11 exons. Gene Ontology annotation, molecular function: metal ion binding. NCBI's taxonomy places the organism in Eukaryota, Viridiplantae, Streptophyta, Magnoliopsida, Myrtales, Myrtaceae. The coding region runs from base 383 to 2005 and encodes 540 amino acids. The record is from RefSeq and is a predicted model, not a curated record.
CUAGCCCAGCUGGCACUAAGGCUCGAGCAGUCGCUUCUCUCUCUAGAAACGGUUUUGGGGAUUCCAUGCGCUCCGCUGUCCCUUGGCGGGAAAACGAGGCCUUGAAUCGAUCUUUUUCCCGGUGCCGAGGUAUCUCACUGGCCAAUGUCGUCCCUCCACGUGGAGCCUCUGGUGGAGUUUGAGCCCGGCGUGAACAUCUGCAUCGGCGCUCUCCUGCACUAGAGAGUACCCGAUUACAUUCGUCUUCUUUCCUCUCCCCCGGCUGCCUGUAACUAUAAAGUAGCCCCUACUACUUCUACUUCCUUUUCUGUUUCCCUCCCUCCCUCUCUCUCUCUCAUCUAUCUCUGCGCACGCUGAACCAGUUGCAGCAAGUUCGAGGCUCAUGGAGAAGGACGCUUCGCCUCAGUCGGAUCCAACCAUCACCACCUCCUCAACUUCGCAGGAGCAGCAGCCGCCACAUGCGCCUAACUCGCCACCUCCGGCUCAAUUCUCGAGCUCUCCGCUGAACCAGCAGUUCGCGGCCAAUUUCAGUGCGCUGUACCAUUCCAUUUUCCCGCCAAAAUCGCCUCACUCGAGCUCCACGCUGAUUCCGCCAUCUCUGUGCUCGUCCGCUUCCUCCGACAACAACCAGAACGCAACCGCCAGGAGCACCAUCGCCAUAGAGCACCGCCUCAACCAAGCUCGGCUCGUUCUGGAGUACCAGCAGCUGCGCGACCACUACGAUCUCUGCCGUGCUCACCUUAACGAUCUCACGGAGGAGAUCGACUCGCUGCGCCGUGAGAAUGCGCGUCUUCGCUUGGCGAACUCCGAGCUUGUAAAGCUCCUUAACCUUCCCUCACAGGGCACUCUGCAGAGCUGCUUCCGCCGUCUUGGUCUCUCUGAUGCUAAUGCUACGGGAUCGGAUUUCUCCAGCGAUGACGUCUGCAGUUACAGUCCGACGAGCGUCAUGGAUCAAAGCGGAUAUGAGACUAGUAAUCCUGAGAGAGUUUGGCUGCCGAAGAGCAUAUCGGUUCGGUCCAGCGGCUACCUUAAAGUGAACCAGCCUGCUGCUAGCAACAGCCGCUCGAGUCGACCGGUGAGUCAACUCCGCUUGCCAAAAGCACAGGAGCCUGCAAAGGUGCAGCAGCGCGUGUAUGUGCCUGGUGGGAAGAAAGAGCAGGAGGCAUUGGAGUUCGAAGUGUUCAGCCAGGGGAUGUUCAAGACGGAGCUGUGCAACAAGUGGCAGGAGACUGGCGCUUGCCCGUACGGCGACCACUGCCAGUUCGCGCAUGGCAUUUCGGAGCUGCGCCCGGUGAUCAGGCACCCACGUUACAAGACUGAGGUCUGCAGGAUGGUCCUAGCCGGCGACAUGUGUCCCUACGGCCACAGGAAUGAGGAGGAAGGUGACGACGAUGACGUAGGAGAAGCAGAAGUGAAGGUCGAUCCUGAAUCUCCUUCCUCCUCAUCUGGAUAUGAGAGCGAGGAUAGCUCUGUUAAUGAGGUCGGUGUUGACUCGUCAGGUUUAUCAGUCAAUGAAGAAGAUGACGAAAGUGGAACUCGUUUGCCACUAAUUAAUGACAGUCAGCUGUCUUUAAAAGGACGUGAGGGAAGUACAGAGCCAAAGGGUGAGGACGUGGAUGAAAAGGAUCCAAUACCUGAUGAUGCUCUAGACUAUAUCUUGUGUUCCAAGUCUGUUUUCAAGUGCAGGAUAUGCCCAAGAGUUGUCUGUCUGAAGGAAGAGACUUUGAAGACCCAUCUUAAAUCCAAGAAGCAUGCUCGAUCUGAAAAAUUGCUUAAAGAAGGUCGGCUAAAAGCAAUGCUCAACAGUGAUGGGGAAAUUGAACAUCAAGAGACAGCUGCAGAGAUGCAUGCCCGGGUUGUAGCUUUGGCACAGAAUGUUGGGAGGAGGAAGAACAGAGGGCGACAGAGGCAGAGAUCAAGAAAAAAGAAAAUGGUGGAUGACUCCAACCCUGGAAACGCAGGGCAACCAACCAAAUCUCCUGCCAAGAAACAGCGGAAGAAAUGAGGAAAGUGUUGUUUUUGUUUGCCGGGAACGAGUGUAGAUGUUGCCAAGAAAUUAGUCGGGUGUUUUUUCGUUUGUUUUCGGUUUUCAUCAUCAGAGUAUCUUUUGCCUUUUGUUUGGAUGUUGCUGAGAAAAUGAAGCCUCCCUGGAUGACAAAUCCAUUACGACAAAUUGUUUUGCC